Aspergillus clavatus NRRL 1 is the source of this 1110-nucleotide messenger RNA. RefSeq names its product putative integral membrane protein Pth11-like. The record is from RefSeq and is a predicted model, not a curated record. Bases 1 to 1110 code for a protein of 369 amino acids. The transcript has 2 exons. NCBI's taxonomy places the organism in Eukaryota, Fungi, Ascomycota, Eurotiomycetes, Eurotiales, Aspergillaceae.
AUGUCAGGUCCAUUUGGUGAGCCACCACCAGGGGUAGAUCUGGGGGGGAACCGUACGCCACGGAACAAUGCCACGGUCAUCUCUCUGUAUAUUCUCGCAGCUGUUGCCAUUGCACUGCGGAUCGCUGCGAGGUUGAAGGUGCAGAAUGCUCAAGUUCUGGCGGAUGACUGGUUGAUUAUUGCUGCUCUCAUUCUCUUCGCAUAUGUCCUGAUCUACGUUGUUGCCAUUCCACUCAUCAAGAUCUCAAUCGUCCUCUUCUAUCGUCGCAUUUUUGGUAUGGAAUGGGCGAUGUGGAUGUGCAUCUUCUUGACCGUUGGUUACUGGAUCUCGUGCAGUAUCGCCUUCCUCGUCUGCUGCAGGCCAACAUCCUAUUAUUGGACACAAUACCGAGAUCCGAGUGGAGGUAGAUGCAUCUUUGACCUCUAUCCGUUCUACCUCGGCAAUGCCGCAGCCAACGUCGUGACGGACGGAAUCAUUCUCAUGGUACCCAUUCCGCUAGUUUGGAGACUCCAGAUGCGUACGACCCAGAAGAUCCUGGUAUCAAGCAUUUUCCUGUUGGGUGGUUUGUACGUUACAUUCCAAGCACAUUCAUGCCGAUCCGCGGCUGACGAUUCCAGUGUCUGCGUUGCGAUCAUCGUCCGCAUUUAUUUCAUAACCUUCCUCAGCAGCUCCGUAGACAUCACCUGGAUAACGGGCGACGUGUUUAUCUGGUCUAGCGUCGAGCCCUGUGUUGGCAUUGUCUGUGCUUGUCUUCCAACUCUUCAACCCCUCCUCAAAUCGGCUCUCAAUCGAAUUAUGGGAUCGUCUCGAAUGGCUGGCAAAUUUGACGCCGGUUUAUCUCAAGGGAUGGAUGUAAAAUACACACGGCGCCGUCAGACUGGUGUAGCUGAGAGUGCUAGGCAUCGUCUGUUCCGAACCCAGGAGGGCAGACAGAGAGAAAGAUGGCUUGUGCUGCAACCUGGAGAAAACGAGGCAAUUCUGACGACGAGUUCAGAAUCUGUCGAGAUGGACUCGUUUGUCCCUAGUGAGAGAACUGAUGGGAAGGAUGGAGGAGAGCCAAUGUCGAUUCGAAUUCAUCAGGAUUUUUCAUUGGAAAGAGGAGCAUGCUGA